ACUUCCGGAGGCCUAGCGCCAGGCUCUAGAGUUUUCCGGUAGGCGGCGCGGGAGGAAAAAGAGGCUUGAGGGGCCGGGCCGGGCGGAUCCCCUCCUUCCCCAAUGUGAGCAGUGUGCCGAGCCCCCGUCAGGCGAAGGCUGGCCAGAGUGGUGGAGCCGGUGGCCGGGUCGGGAACAUGAGGCAGUGUCUCCUUUUACUGACCAGCUUGGUUCCUUUCGUACUGGCUCUGCGACCUCCGGACAAGCCGGGCUUCGGCCCCCCUCAGCGACUCGAAAAGCUUGAUUCUUUGCUCUCAGACUACGACAUCCUCUCUUUAUCCAAUAUCCAACAGCACUCCGUAAGAAAAAGGGAUCUGCAGGCCUCAACACAUUUAGAAACACUACUGACUUUUUCAGCCUUGAAAAGGCAUUUUAAAUUAUACCUGACAUCAAGUACUGAACGCUUUUCCCAGAAUUUCAAAGUCAUGGUGGUAGAUGGUAAAGAUGAAAGCGAGUACGCCGUCAAGUGGCAGGACUUCUUCAGGGGACACGUGGUUGGUGAGCCUGACUCGAGGGUUCUAGCCCACAUAGGAGAUGAUGAUAUUACAAUAAGAAUCAACACAGAUGGGGCAGAGUAUAAUAUAGAGCCACUUUGGAGACUAAUUAAUGACACUAAAGACAAAAGAAUGUUAGUUUAUAAAUCUGAAGAUAUCAAGAAUGUUUCACGUUUGCAGUCUCCAAAAGUGUGUGGUUAUAUCAAGGCGGAUAAUGAAGAGUUGCUUCCAAAAGGGCUAGUAGACGGAGAGCCACCUGAUGAGCUUGUUCAUCGGGUGAAGAGAAGAGCUGACCCUAAUCCCAUGAAGAACACGUGUAAAUUAUUGGUGGUAGCAGAUCAUCGCUUUUACAAAUACAUGGGCAGAGGGGAAGAGAGUACAACUACAAAUUACCUAAUAGAGCUAAUUGACAGAGUUGACGACAUCUAUCGGAACACUUCAUGGGACAAUGCAGGUUUUAAAGGUUAUGGAAUACAGAUAGAGCAGAUUCGCAUUCUCAAGUCUCCACAAGAGGUAAAACCUGGUGAAAGGCACUACAAUAUGGCGAAAAGUUAUCCAAAUGAAGAAAAGGAUGCUUGGGAUGUGAAGAUGUUGCUAGAGCAAUUUAGCUUUGAUAUAGCUGAAGAAGCAUCUAAAGUCUGCCUAGCACAUCUUUUCACCUAUCAAGAUUUUGAUAUGGGAACUCUUGGAUUAGCUUAUGUUGGUUCUCCCAGAGCAAACAGUCAUGGAGGUGUUUGUCCAAAGGCUUAUUAUAGUCCAAUUGGAAAGAAAAAUAUCUAUUUGAAUAGUGGUUUGACCAGCACAAAAAAUUAUGGUAAAACCAUCCUUACAAAGGAAGCUGACCUGGUUACAACUCAUGAAUUGGGGCACAAUUUUGGAGCAGAACAUGAUCCGGAUGGUCUAGCAGAAUGUGCCCCAAAUGAGGACCAGGGAGGAAAAUAUGUUAUGUAUCCCAUAGCUGUGAGUGGAGAUCAUGAGAACAAUAAGAUGUUUUCAAACUGCAGUAAACAGUCCAUCUAUAAGACCAUUGCAAGUAAGGCCCAGGAGUGUUUUCAAGAACGCAGCAACAAAGUGUGUGGGAACUCCAGGGUGGAUGAAGGAGAGGAAUGUGAUCCUGGCAUCAUGUACCUGAACAACGACACCUGCUGCAACAGUGACUGCACGCUGAAGCCGGGCGUGCGGUGCAGUGAUAGAAACAGUCCUUGCUGUAAAAACUGUCAGUUCGAAACUGCCCAGAAGAAGUGCCAGGAGGCUAUUAACGCUACCUGCAAAGGCGUGUCUUACUGCACAGGGAACAGCAGUGAAUGCCCCCCUCCCGGAAAUGCUGCAGAUGACACGGUGUGCUUGGAUCUCGGCAAGUGUAAAGAUGGGAAGUGCAUUCCCUUCUGUGAGAGGGAGCAGCGGCUGGAGUCCUGUGCAUGUAACGAAACUGACAACUCGUGCAAGGUGUGCUGCAGGGACCCCUCAGGCCGCUGUGUACCCUACGUCAAUGCUGAACAGAAGAACCUGUUUUUGAGGAAAGGAAAGCCUUGUACAGUAGGAUUUUGUGACAUGAAUGGCAAAUGUGAGAAACGAGUACAGGAUGUCAUCGAGCGAUUUUGGGACUUCAUUGACCAGCUGAGCAUCAAUACUUUUGGGAAGUUUUUAGCAGACAACAUCGUAGGUUCCGUCCUGGUUUUCUCCUUGAUAUUUUGGAUUCCUUUCAGCAUUCUUGUCCAUUGUGUGGAUAAGAAACUGGAUAAGCAGUAUGAAUCUCUGUCUCUGUUUCACCCCAGUAAUGUUGAAAUGCUAAGCAGCAUGGAUUCAGCCUCGGUUCGCAUCAUCAAGCCCUUUCCUGCCCCCCAGACCCCAGGCCGCCUGCAGCUCCUGCAGCCCACCCCUGUGCUGCCUUCGGUGCCUGUGGCUCCGAAACUGGACCACCAGCGGAUGGACACCAUCCAGGAAGACCCCAGCACAGACUCGCAUGUGGAUGAGGAUGGCUUUGAGAAGGACCCCUUCCCAAAUAGCAGCACAGCUGCCAAGUCGUUUGAGGACCUCACGGACCAUCCGGUGACGAGAAGUGAAAAGGCCUCAUCCUUUAAGUUGCAGCGUCAGAAUCGUGUUGACAGCAAAGAAACUGAGUGCUAGUUUAGGGAGUUAUGUUCUAAGCUCUGUGACUCAAGUGUGCAAAACAUUUUUAUAGAUUUGACCUAAAAUCACUGCAUAUACUUUGUGAAGAUUUGGGAGAAAUAAGGAAGUGACUUCACAGCAGAUGCUGGUCAUGUGUUCGGACCUUCCUUCACAUAUGUAAUACUUGUGGUUAGGCCUUUUUCCUUUUGGAGAGGUAAGGUGGAAUCUAGCUUAUUUUGAGGCUUUCAGGUUUUAGUUUUUUUGAUCUUUAAAAUAUCCUUCAACCUGUGGUGCAAAAGCAGAAAAUACAGCUGGAUUAGGUUAUGAAUAUUUACGUUUUUGUAAAUUAACCUUUUAUAUUGAUAACAGCACUGAUUAGGGAGAUGAUCAAUUUUUUCUUUUUUAUACACUGUAAUCCGCUGAAUAUGAGGAGGCAUUUAGCAGUUACUUGUGAGGACAACUGGAACACAGAUUUAUUUAUUUUUUGC
Molecule: messenger RNA, 3130 nt
Organism: Ceratotherium simum simum (southern white rhinoceros)
Lineage: Eukaryota; Metazoa; Chordata; Mammalia; Perissodactyla; Rhinocerotidae
Gene: ADAM17
Product: ADAM metallopeptidase domain 17
Biological process (GO): membrane protein ectodomain proteolysis; Notch signaling pathway
Cellular component (GO): plasma membrane
Molecular function (GO): metalloendopeptidase activity
Source: RefSeq, a predicted model, not a curated record